GGCGGCCGCGAGGGCGGCGGCGGCGAGGGUGACGGCGGCGACGGCGAGCCGGAGGGAGGCGGCGGCUCCGCCGGCGGAGGGGCAGGUGGCGGCGGCGAGGGCGGCGGCGGCGACGGCGAGCCGGAUGGCGGCGGCGGCGUGGGAGGCGGCGGCGACGGCGACGCGGACGGAGGCGGCGGGGAGGGCGACGCGGAGGGCGGCGGCGGCGACGGCGAGGCGGACGGCGGCGGCGGCGACGGCGAGGCGGACGGAGGCGGCGGCGAUGGCGACGCGGAUGGCGGCGGCGGCGACGGCGAGGCGGACGGCGGCGGCGGCGACGGCGAGGCGGACGGAGGCGGCGGCGAUGGCGACGCGGAUGGCGGCGGCGGCGACGGCGAGGCGGACGGCGGCGGCGGCGACGGCGAGGCGGACGGAGGCCGCGGCGACGGCGACACGGACGGCGGCGGCGGCGACGGCGAGGCGGACGGAGGCGGCGGCGACGGCGACGCGGACGGUGGUGGCGGCGACGGCGAGGCGGACGGAGGCGGCGGCGACGGCGACGCGGACGGAGGCGGCGGCGACGGCGACGCGGAGGGAGGCGGCGGCGAUGGCGACGCGGACGGCGGCGGCGGCGACGGCGACGCGGACGGAGGCGGCGGCGACGGCGAGGCGGACGGCGGCGGCGGCGACGGCGAGGUGGAGGGAGGCGGCGGCGACGGCGACGCGGACGGAGGCGGAGGCGACGGCGUGGCGGAGGGAGGCGGCGGCGACGGUGAGGCGGACGGCGGCGGCGGAGACGGUGAGGCGGACGGAGGCGGCGGCGAUGGCGAGGCGGAGGGAGGCGGCGGCGACGGCGAGGCCGACGGAGGCGGCGGCGACGGCGACGCGGACGGCGGCGGCGGCGACGGCGACGCGGACGGAGGCGGCGGCGAUGGCGAGGCGGACGGCGGCGGCGGCGACGGCGACGCGGACGGAGGCGGCGGCGACGGCGAGGCGGACGGAGGCGGCGGCGAUGGCGAGGCGGACGAAGGCGGCGGCGACGGCGAGGCCGACGGAGGCGGCGGCGACGGCGACGCGGACGGAGGCGGCGGCGACGGCGACGCGGACGGAGGCGGCGGCGAUGGCGAGGCGGACGGAGGCGGCGGCGACGGCGACGCGAACGGAGGCGGCGGCGACGGCGACGCGGACGGAGGCGGCGGCGACGGCGAGGUGGACGGAGGCGGCGGCGACGGCGAGGCGGAGGGAGGCGGCGGCGACGGCGAGGCGGAGGGAGGCGGCGGCGACGGUGAGGCGGACGGAGGCGGCGGCGAGGGCGACGCGGACGGCGGCGGCGGCGACGGCGACGCGGAGGGAGGCGGCGGCGACGGCGACGCGGAGGGAGGCGGCGGCGACGGCGAUGCCGAGGGCG
Molecule: messenger RNA, 1387 nt
Organism: Emiliania huxleyi CCMP1516
Lineage: Eukaryota; Haptophyta; Isochrysidales; Noelaerhabdaceae
Exons: 1
Source: RefSeq, a predicted model, not a curated record